AAACAAAAGAACAAAUCCCUUUAAUUCAUGAAGUAUUUUCCAGCUUUAUUUUUCUACUCCCUGUCUCUCUCCCCAUGCACCCGCCGGACUGCUACGCUAGUUGGAAUUGCAGAAUAUCGCGAGAGAGGGCCUUUAACGUCACAUGCGCAAGCUUGUGAUGGAGCGAAAUACAGGAAACAAGAAGGAUAUUCUGAUAUUCUUCUUCUUGAACUGUUGACAUUUCCGACCGUUAUCAAAGAUGUUUUGGUUUUGCAUUUCUGAAGUAUCUAUCAUUUAAAGUUAUGUGGUUUUAAGAUUGCGUAGACAGCCCACACGUACCGGCUGCAUCGAAGUGAAUCGGCAGUUAAGUGCAUUAAGAACCACCUGGAAACUCGAUUGGCAAAAUGAAAGGGCUGUUUUGCAGAUUAAGUGAUUCGGAAGAAGUGAAGUUUGUUAUUCAGGAGACUGAUGUGCCCACCACCAUUGGAAACCACCAGGUCAAGGUCCAAGUAAAAGGCUGUGCUCUAAGUCCAGUGGAUAUUAAACUUUACAAUGACUUGAAGUUGCAGAGGGACACAGUUCCAGUAGGAAGAGAGAUUGUGGGGACUGUUCGUCAAGUUGGACCCAAGGUGACUUUUUUCCAACCUGAUGAUGAGGUUGUUGGUAUUCUUCCAUUGGAUACUGAGGUAUCUGGCUUAUGCAAUACCGUACUCAUUCAUGAACAGUUACUUGUCCCAAAGCCUGAGAAAGUGAGUUGGGUGUCCGCUGCAGGGGCGGUCCGUGAUGGCCUCAGGGCCUACACUGCCCUUCAUACUCUGGCCCAUAUGGCUGUCGGUCAGACACUGCUAGUUCUGGAUGGAGCCAGUCCAUUCGGUGUUCUAGCGAUUCAGUUGGCCCAUUACCAUGGGGUAAAGGUCCUGGCAACAGCCCAUUCCCCAGACGACCUGAAGUUCCUGGAGCAGCUGCGGCCUAGUGUGGGCACAAGGGAGUCAUUGCUGGCUCGGGUGAUUGGUGUGUGGGAUGCCAAGGUGGAUCUGGUGGAGACUUGCCUUGAGGAGACUGGGGGUUUGGGAGUGGACAUAGUCAUUGAUGCUGGAGUGAAGCUUUACGACGAGGAACCGGAAUCACAACAGAAACAGCAACUUCCACACAAGCAUGACAUCAUCACCUUGUUAGGAGUUGGAGGUCACUGGGUGACCAUGGAGGACAACCUGCAGCUGGACCCUCCUGACACUCACAGUCUCUUCCUGAAGGCUGCAUCUUUGUCCUUCCUGAACGACGAGGUGUGGACAGCCUCUGCUGCUCGCGAGGGACGAUACCUCCACAUCCUAAGAGAUGUAAUGGAAAAGCUUUCAACUGGAACAUUCAGACCUUUAGUGGAGGAGCCUGUGCCUUUGUAUGAGGCAACUGUGUCUAUGGAGAUGGUUCAGAAGAAGCAGCAGAUGAAGGCCUGAUGGAACUUGCUGCAUCCCUGGACACUCCUGAUCUCAUAGCACCUGUUUGCCUGGCUGAACCCUGCUGUAACCUGGAAAAAGAGAUUUAUGAACCAACAGAACAGAUGAGUAUGUAAAAGUGUUCUGAUUGUAAACAUGACAAAUGAACCAAGAACACAAGUUUGGCACAAGUUUAGUUUUAUAACUACAGUAUAGAAUUUAUACUAUUAUAUAUUGUAGAUUAACUUGUGGUAAAUACUGAUAAUCUG
Alosa alosa (allis shad) is the source of this 1681-nucleotide messenger RNA. RefSeq names its product crystallin, zeta (quinone reductase)-like 1 (gene cryzl1). The transcript has 15 exons. NCBI's taxonomy places the organism in Eukaryota, Metazoa, Chordata, Actinopteri, Clupeiformes, Clupeidae. The record is from RefSeq and is a predicted model, not a curated record. Gene Ontology annotation, molecular function: oxidoreductase activity. The coding region runs from base 384 to 1433 and encodes 349 amino acids.